CACUAGGCAGGCAGUCAAGAGUUGGCGAGAGUCCGAACAGACAGCGCUACAAGGAGAACGCGUUCUUCGAGAAUUAAACUUUAUUUAUUUGCAAGGAAUUCUUGCCCUAGAUUUAGCUUAAAUAUGACGCACUUUUUCGAAAUAGUUUAUCUAGUCGUAGCAGUUAGUUUAAUUCACACUUUUGACUCCAUCGAGGCUGCCCGCAACAAUAAAUUUGUGACCUGUGGGUCCGUGCUCAAACUGCUCAACGUGGACUACCGGGUGAGGCUGCACUCGCACGAUGUCAAGUACGGAACCGGCUCCGGGCAGCAGUCGGUAACGGCCACCGAGGUUCAGGAGGAUGUCAACAGCCACUGGUCGGUGAUGGCAGCGACCGGGAAGUUUUGCGAGCGAGGCCAACCGAUCAAGUGCGGCGACACCAUCCGGCUGCACCACCUGUCGACGAACAAGAACCUACACUCGCACCACUUCCAGAGUCCGCUGUCCGGCAACCAGGAGAUCUCCGCCUACGGGGACGACAAGGGCAUCGGUGAUUCCGGCGAUCACUGGCUGGUGGUGUGCUCGGGCGAUUCCUGGCUGCGGGACACUCCGGUCAAGCUGCGCCACGUGGACACCGACGCGUACCUGUCGAUCUCGGGCCGCACCUUUGGCCGUCCCAUCAACGGCCAGUUCGAGGUGGUUGGCAUCAGCAAUCCCUACUCGGGAACCGACUGGACCGCGGCCGAGGGACUGUUUAUCCAUCCGGCGGAGGGCGAGAGUGGCGAGCCGCGUCACACGGAGCUGUAGAGACUGAGCCGAACUUGUAGAACAAAUUUCAGCGAUUUGAAACCAAAAGGAGUGGGGGCGAGAGUGAUGGCGGGGACACAAUUUGAAUAACAUUGUAGAGCUACUUGGAGAAGAA
This is a messenger RNA of Culex pipiens pallens (northern house mosquito), 901 nucleotides long. RefSeq names its product stromal cell-derived factor 2. The coding region runs from base 124 to 786 and encodes 220 amino acids. The transcript is spliced from 3 exons. Lineage: Eukaryota; Metazoa; Arthropoda; Insecta; Diptera; Culicidae. The record is from RefSeq and is a predicted model, not a curated record.